Lethenteron reissneri (Far Eastern brook lamprey) is the source of this 2137-nucleotide messenger RNA. Its product is annotated as homeobox protein Hox-B4-like. Gene Ontology annotation, cellular component: nucleus; nucleoplasm. NCBI's taxonomy places the organism in Eukaryota, Metazoa, Chordata, Hyperoartia, Petromyzontiformes, Petromyzontidae. Gene Ontology annotation, biological process: positive regulation of transcription by RNA polymerase II; anterior/posterior pattern specification. The record is from RefSeq and is a predicted model, not a curated record. Gene Ontology annotation, molecular function: DNA-binding transcription factor activity, RNA polymerase II-specific; RNA polymerase II cis-regulatory region sequence-specific DNA binding.
GAAAGAGAGGAAGGGAGAGAGGGAGGGAGGGAGAGUUUGGUUUUUUUGUUGUUAAAAAAUAUUCGUCCAUCUCAAUCGCUGUCGCUCGCUCUCUCUCUCGCUCUCUCUCGCUCUCUCUCUCGCUCUCUCUCGCUCUCUCUCUCGCUCUCUCUGUGUGUUCGCCACAAUUAAUGACCAUGAGUUCCUACUUGAUGGAGACGACUUUCGUCGACCCGAAAUUCCCUCCGUGCGAAGAAUAUUCCCAGGGCAGCUACAUCUCCAGUCAGCACGGCGCGCCAGCCGCAUUCAUCGCCCGCAACGCGGCUCACGAGUCGCCUUCCUACUCGCCCGCUACUCACCACCACCACCACCACCCAUCUCAUCCUCACCACCAUCACCAUCACCACCACCUCCUCCACCACCACCACAAUCAACACCGCACGCCGCAAGACACCCGCAACGCAGCCGUCGUUUAUCCCACGAACAGCGCACGCUUCUCCGAACGAAUCUUCGGCGGCUGCUUUGAAGACCCCACGGCGAUCUCGACCCCAAACGCCACCACCGCCACCGCCACCACCACCAGCACCACCAGCAGUAGCAGUAGCACCACCAGCACCAACAACACGCCCGAUGUUAGCCCGCUCGCUCGGCCAGCCUCAAGCCCCGAGACUCACGCCGCGGUCCCAGACUCCGACUCAUCGAGUCCAGAGGUCGCUGUGACUUCAACCACGAAGCAUCAGCAGAAGCAGCAGCUGCAGCAGCUGCAGCAGCAGCAACAGCAGCAGCAACAGCUGCAGCAGCCGCAGCAGCAGCAGCAGCAUCCGCAGGUUUACCCGUGGAUGAAGAAGCUACACGUUGGAGUCAACUCAAGCUGCAACAACAACAACAGCAGCAGCGGCAGCAGCAGCAGCAGCGAAGGAGCAGCAGGAGCAGGAGGAGGACCCAACGGGAUCUGCGUCGGGGAAUCGAAGCGUUCGCGCACCGCCUACACGCGCCUCCAGGUUCUCGAGCUCGAGAAGGAGUUCCACUUCAACCGCUACCUCACCAGGAGGCGGCGGAUCGAGAUCGCGCACGCGCUCGGCCUCACCGAGCGCCAGAUCAAGAUCUGGUUCCAGAACCGGCGCAUGAAGUGGAAGAAAGACCACAAGCUGCCCAACACCAAGACGCGAUCGGCCGCGACGGGCUCAAUGUCGGCGGCGUCUGCGUCGAAGGCGACGGCGGCGGUGGUGGUGGUAGUUGCUGCUCAUCAGCGAGUGGCUACUCACAUGGGGGCCAUUGCUGCGUCCAUGUAAGGCGGGCGGGGGGGGGAUCGUGGAGGAUGCACACACACAAAGACAAAGGCCCCCCCGUAUAGCCUGAACAGACUGUAGGGGCAAGUGCUGUUAGCGAGCACCUAUGAAGGCCGGAACUGUACACGAGGGGGUGGGUGGCCAGCAACCACGCCCGACCGCCUUUGUCUCCCUAGCGGCGAUGUUUACUACACACCGCACCAGGUACUCAUUUAGGCUGAGUCGACCUAGGGGAGGCACAGGACCGGUUCAUAUAAUCGUCACUGGUGUUGGCCGUGAGCGGGAAUCGAACCCGGGUCACCAGGUUCAUAGUGCAGCGUAGCGCUAACCGCUACACCACCGCUCCCCACACACACACGCACACACGCACACACACAAGCACACACACGCACACACACAGACGCGCCUGCAAGGAUGGAGGGAGAAACACGAGGAGGGACGGACAGAUGGACAGAGACUCGCGAUGGCAAACGGACACGCACACACACACACACGUGGAUUGAUGUAUACAGUCACACACUAAUGGAUACACACGCACACUGAUGAAAGGAUGUGACAUACACACACACACGUGGAUUGAUGUACAUACACAGACACACACACGGGUGGACACAUACUGAUGAAAGGAUGUGACAUACACGCACACACACACGUGGAGCCGAUAGACAGACAGACAUGUACGGGCAGACACACGCAGACGCUCAACAGAGAGACACAGGAAAAGUGGGGCCUUUAAAUUUCGAUUUAAAGCUUUCGUGACUGCAGGGAUUCAUCUUCUUGGUUCUUUCGGUAAAGUCACGUAGAAGGGAAGUAAUAAAAUAAUAAAAAUAAAACAUAAUAAAAUAAUUCUCACGACGUUUCGACCACAA